GCGGCAUGCGGCGCAACGUGCGUACGCCUUCUCUUCGACGCGCGUGCUACUUCCAUACUUGUUUCCGUUGUUUAUUGUCGUCUCGCUUGUGUAUCAGUGAUUGCACUUUUGCGAUUUACGCGCCGACCGUGGCCAACGCAUUCAUCGCCAGCGACGGCAGAGGCGAUUGGGGGCGGACCGAACAGCCAUGCGAUAAGAUGCUGAGCGACGUUGCUGGCGCGGCGGCGAGGAUGAGCACAAGCUCGAGGCUUUCGUCGUGGUCGCUAGCAGCAGUCAGUGACAGCUGACCGAUGGCGAGCGUCGUCCUCGCCACUGCCACCGCCGCCUUCCUCCUCCUCCUCCUCCUCCUCCUCCUCCUCCUCCUGCUUCUCCUCUUCUUCCACCGAGUGCCUCUGUGAAGGCGCCACGCAGCGGUUUACACGCGAGAGUUUGCAGCGAUGAUUAGCCGCGAGCUGUGCGCUGCUGCUACCGCCGCCAGGGCGACCACGCUGGCAUUACUUGUGCUCGCUACGCUGCGAGAUGUUAUUGGCAAACCGGCUUUCUCGCCUGUCUACGUUGAUGAUAGAGCGCAAAACUACCUGAUGAAGUUUGGCUACCUGCCGCAAAGCGACCUCGAGACAGGCAACCUCAGGACGGAUGAUCAACUCAAAGAUGCCAUACGAAGUUUGCAGAGAUUCGGCGGCAUCGAGGAGAGCGGCGUGCUGGACGAGGCGACGCAGAGGCUGAUGCUCAGCCGCCGAUGCGGCCUACCGGAUAAGCCGGAUCUGCGCCUGCAGGACUACCCGAGCAGCGGCUCGCUCGUUCGCCACAAGCGCUACACCCUGCACGGCACGCCCUGGAAGCAUCUCAAUCUCACUUGGAGUUUGAGGACGGAAAAUCCGAGCGGACUGGAGACUGGCAGCGUGAGACGCGAGUUAAGCCGCGCCCUCAAGUUGUGGCAGAAGAACUCCAAGCUCGCCUUUCAAGAAAUCAACAGCGACUCCGCCGACAUCUUGAUCUACUUCCAUCGGGGCUAUCACGGGGACGGAUAUCCGUUCGAUGGCAGAGGACAGAUACUGGCGCACGCCUUCUUCCCGGGCAGCGAUCGUGGUGGCGAUGCCCAUUUCGACGAGGAAGAGCAAUGGACCCUCAGCGACAGUAGCCUCGACGAUGGUACCAGUCUAUUCGCAGUGGCAGCGCACGAAUUCGGCCAUUCGUUGGGCUUGGCGCACAGUUCGGUGCGAGGCGCCCUCAUGUAUCCUUGGUACCAAGGGAUAACCGAGGAUUACGAAUUGCCGGAGGACGAUAAGCACGGCAUACAGCAGAUGUACGGUGCGCCGGACAGAUUGUGGGGCAAGAAUCCCGACUAUCCUUACUACCGUCCGCAUCUACGUCCACCAUCGACGACGGCGAGGACGACGGCGAGGACGACGGCGAGGACGACGGCGAGGACGACGGCGAAGACGACGACGACGACGACCACCACCACCACCACCACCACCACCACCACCACGGAGCGACCAUGGCGGACGCGACCGUACACUCCGAGGGAACCGUCGUACACGCCUCGCGAGCAUCCCUACAGACCGAAUCAUUAUCCACCGGAGGAGCGACCGCGAUACCCCGACGAAAGACCGCCGCGCCGACCCGAGUAUCCGGGCGCCGAGCGACCACGUCAACCCUAUUACCCAACGAGUAGAGCCGACUGGCCGGCAGCGAGCACGCCAAGGAGGCCGCCUUAUCACAGGCCGCACCAUCAUCAUCCCAACACCGUUGGCACGACGUCCAGUCCGAGGUACAGACCUGCCGUGAAGAAGGACGCGCCCGACAAGUGCGACACGGACUACGACGCCAUCAGUCUCAUCAGGAGAGAGCUCUUCAUCUUCAAAGGACGAUAUGUAUGGCGGCUGAACGAUCGUGGACUGGUGGAAGGUUUCCCAGCCGAGAUAACCCAGCUGUUCAAGUUUCCAAUGGAGGUGGAUCACGUGGAUGCGGUUUACGAACGUACGGAUAACAACGGCAUCGUCUUCUUCGUCGGUCGCAAUUACUACGUCUUCAACGCGUUCUAUCUCGAACCCGGCUAUCCUAAACCUAUUACCGAGUUGGGUCUACCACCUGAUCUCAAGAAAAUCGAUGCCGCCAUGGUUUGGGGUUACAACAAAAUGACCUACUUCUUCAGUGGCAACAUGUAUUGGAGGUUCGACGAGAACGUGAACUAUGUGGAACUGGACUAUCCGAGAGAUAUCAGUAUGUUCGCCGGUAUUGGCACGGAUAUCGAUGCGGCUUUCCAAUGGAAAAACGGUACGACGUACUUCUUUAAAGGCAGGCACUUUUGGCAGUUCGACGACAUGCGCAUGAGGGUGGCUCACAAAAGACCCAAGCUCUCGGCGCAGUACUGGAUGAAUUGUCCACGAGGAAUUGAAACCAAUGACGUCGACUUUGAAUACCCUACCAAGCCGCGAAUCCACAGUAUAUCUGCGAGCGCUGCAACCCCGAUGAGCUCGUGUCACGCCAUUGUCGCUGUGACAUUGCUGUUACCUUUGUUUAGACGAGUGUAUGCGUAGGCAAAU
Messenger RNA from Phymastichus coffea, 2549 nucleotides. RefSeq names its product matrix metalloproteinase-2-like (gene Mmp2). Gene Ontology annotation, molecular function: zinc ion binding; metalloendopeptidase activity. Gene Ontology annotation, biological process: extracellular matrix organization; proteolysis; collagen catabolic process. Gene Ontology annotation, cellular component: extracellular matrix. The transcript is spliced from 11 exons. The record is from RefSeq and is a predicted model, not a curated record. Bases 438 to 2543 code for a protein of 701 amino acids. NCBI's taxonomy places the organism in Eukaryota, Metazoa, Arthropoda, Insecta, Hymenoptera, Eulophidae.